CCUGCUUCGCUACAGGUAUGGUAUAAAUCAGAGCCACAAAGGCCUGAUUGAUUGACGCUUGUCCUUGUAGUGAUUUUCUGUAGCUCUGUUAAAAUUCUACUGUGGAUUCCUCCUCGGCAUCCUGACCGCGGGCACUGGGUUUGGCCAGAUGGCCGACUCUCUGCAGCCACUGUGCAUGUGGGGAUGAUCAGAGCUUUAGAAAUGCCUUCAUAGCCUUUGUCCUGAUCUCUGCCUCACAACAAACUCUGAGAGAGUUCCUGAGAAGUCAGACUUCAUUUAUCCCCUUGGGGAAAUUAAUUCUCUGCAUUUAACCCAUACACAAACAACUAGUAGCAGUGAGCAUCCACACGUGCUGGUGGGAUCAACGGGAUUUAAACAGGCAACCUCCCACUAACCAGACCAAAGCUGUACCCACUGAGCCACCAGACCAAUCAGACUUCUAGUCUGUAAGUGAAAUGCUGGCAUCCAUACAGCCGACAAGCCAGACCACAUGCGGGGGGGCAGUGUUCACACUGAAAUCAUCUCCUCUAAUAAUAUAGAAGUGUAUAGGCACUAAUAAGCCAUGAAAUAAUAACUAAGUGGGAAAGUUGCGGCAAAGUCAGCGGUCAACUGGGGUAUUAUUAGCUCCGGUUCUGUUUUCUCGUCUGUGUGGUUGUGCUGUGAGUCUGCUUCACAUGCAGCCCUGUGUACCAGACGUCUGUGUCCAUCUGCUCGUUUGUAUUUCUGUCUGUCUCUUUGUUCUCACUGUGUGUGUGUGUGUACGUGAGAGAGAAAGAAAGAGAGAAAUAGACUGUAACUGACAGUCAGUGUGUGUGUGUUUCACCCUUUUGCCAAUUAGCGGCUCCUCACCUCUGGAGGCGAGAGGCUGAGUGUGUGUUAGACGGAGGAGGGUUACUGGAUGGUGCUUGUCUGCAGCUGACAGAUCAGCCUAAACCUGAACUCUCACGCUCGUGCUCCCUCUAUCGCUCUAUCUCUCACACACACACACACACACACACACACACACACACACACACACACACACACACACACACGCACACACGCAUGCAAGGCAUGAGCUCCAGCCAGUUGUUGAUAAUACAGUCUUGUCUGUCUCACAGUCCACGCGACACACCGAAUUCUGACAGCAUUGUGUUUGUAAGGCGAAGGCGCGAGACUGGCAAAGACGAGUGCCAGCCUGCACCAGUGUGCUUGUGUGCUUUUGUAUGGAGAAAUGCAGCGUGUAUUAUUGUGUGCUGGCAGUAACUGCUGCCUGUGUGACUUUACGGAGUAAAAAUAAUAGCCUAACAGACCGAGAAGCUGCUGCGGCAGCCUGGCGUGCACAGAAUACUGUAAACCCAGUGCCUCUUCAGUUCAGUCAGUGUAACUCAUUCUGUUUGAAAGUGUUUUCUGCAUGUAAUCAUCCUAAACAGACUUGACAUUCUGCUGUUUAAUUAUUGAAGAAACAUUCUUUAUGUUUAUUAUUCAUUAGGUUUAUUAUCCUGUUUCUAAUGUCUUCUGUUGUAACUUCAGACAUUUUUUAAAGCUACUCGAUAUCUUCAAAGCAGUUCUGGGAAGAGCUGAGUUAAAAUAGUCAAUAAAAAAAGCCUUUUCUUGAGCCAUAACAAUGACAUUUUGAGAUCUCUUUUGCAGUAUAUUUAAGGUUACCUCUUCAUAGCCCCGAAUCAAUCUUUAGAGUUUAGCAUUUCAGUUCCCACGAAAUGCAACAGAAAAUGUAGUUCUCGUCGAACCAGUACAGAUAAAAGCCUUCUUAGGAAAGCUGUGGUUUUAUUUGUUUGACACCAGUUGUUAGUGAUAACAGACAGGCUCAUGAGAACCCUUUUGCUAAUACUGAAGUUCUAGGCUCUGAAUACUUUCCAUUGUUAUGUCUUGUACUAAACUAAAGUAAAAUGUGUAUAGGGUAUAAUUGUAUUUGCCAAAAACACUGCAUUAAAUGUUAAAACUAUAAACUUGAUCACUGUGACCAAAGCUGUGUGUCGGAGGUGUUCACUGUCUGCUAGGCCAACUCAUCUGUGAACGACACAGUCCACAGAUGAGUUGGACUGAGUUGGACAAACUAGAAAUAUUAUAUUCAAGAUUCAAAAAUGAUAUUACUGCUCUGUAUUAUGGUAAUAAUUUAUUUCAGUCAUUGAGUCAUGUUUUUAGAAAUAAAAUCAUUCCUCUGUCUUCAUUUAAGGUUUCACACACCCUGAAGCAAAAUAAAAGAGAACCGCCCUAACGGUGUAAAAGGUGCAGUGAAGUUCUGCAAGUACUCAAAAGCCCAUGGAACACUCAAACAGAACUUGAGACAACAGUUUGAUCUAGUUUUAGACGAACGGAGCGUGGACCUGGUGCUAGAGUGCUCUUAAUACGGCUUGUUCUUGUUUGGGGAACUUCGUUUAACCACAAAGCGUGUGGUACCACAGUGGGAGCUCGGGCUCGGCUAGAGUCGGCAGCGGGGCUACUAAAGGCAGAAGAGAAGAGAAGAGAAGAAUCACAAGAGGAAGAGAUUUAUUUUUGAGAUAAAAAGUUAGAACACCUGUAAAAGUCAGUGUAAAGGUCAGACUGGCGAUGGCUGUAGACCUGCGGCUGGAGGGACCUAAUUCAGACAAACCAGACGUGCACUGCAGCAUCUUAGAUUUGCAUCCACCUUCGUCUGCCAUCCUCCUUUAAGUCUUUUGCAUUCAGACAUAGCAAGAUAUCUUUUUAAAGGACUAAUAAACCACAAAUCACUGAACGGCUGUGUGCUGACGGGCUUUUCAUCCCCAUGCAUGGAUUGUUGAUGAAGAAAGAUGGCAGCGAGACUCACCGGCGCCACCCCUUUUCCUCGCCCACCUUCCCUCUCCCCCGUUCGAACCGGUUAAGGUUGGUGUAUCCAUCGCAGCAUCGGCAGCAGCGGGCCGAGUACGGAAGGGAGCAGUAUGCAGGAAACUGACCUACCGGCCACCAAUGCCUUCAAAGAGUGCAAGUUCCACUGCACCAAUGGGAAUUGUCUGCAUCUGGGCUCACUGAUCUGCAACCAGCUGAAUAACUGUGGAGACAACAGCGAUGAGGAGAACUGCCCCGUGGUCACCCAGCACCCCCCUCCAGGCAUCUUCAACUCUGAACUGGAGUUUGUUCAGAUCGUCAUCAUCAUCGUGGUCAUGACAGUGAUGGUGGUAGUGAUCAUCUGCCUGCUCAACCACUAUAAACUCUCCACCUGGUCCUUCAUGACAAGGCAGAGCCAGGCUCGCAGGCACGACCAUGCCCUGCAGCAGGAUGGGUGUCUGUGGCCUUCAGACAGCGGCUCUCGACAAGGCGCUUCGGAGGUAUUAUUUGCUGCCCAGACCAGGGAUCGCUUCACAACUCCCUCCUUUAUGCACCGUGAGCGAUUCAGCCGCUUCCAGCCCACCUACCCGUACCUGCAGCACCAGAUCGACCUGCCGCCCACCAUAUCGCUGUCAGACGGGGAGGAGCCCCCGCCGUACCAGGGGCCCUGCACCCUGCAACUUCGCGACCCCGAGCAGCAAAUGGAGCUUAACCGGGAGUCGGUAAGAGCGCCGCCCAACCGGACCAUCUACGACAGUGACUUGAUCGACAUGGGAGGUGGUGGGACGCUGGGAGGGGUGGGAGGAGGAGGUGGAGGCGGCCCGAGGCCACCCAGUAGUAAUUCGGGCAUCAGCGCGACCAACUCCAGUAGCCACGGGCGAAUGGAGGGACCCCCUCCAGCGUACAGUGAAGUGAUGGGCCACUACCCCGGCUCUGCGUUCUUUCUACACCAGCACAACAAUAACCAGAGGGUCUGUGGGCCAGGAAGCAGGACGAUCCAGCAGCAGAGCCAAUCAGAAAGCACAAUAGUACCUGCCAAGGCCAAGGACGGCCAACCGGAGGACAUGGUGUGAAGAAGGGGACAGAGAGACUGGAAACUGCCUCUCCUCCAUCACACCUGUAAGCAGUGGUGUCUCUAUCACCAGUUACAUGUUGCCCUCAUGCCCUUGCUCCAAACUCCCAUGCACAAAUAAAUAUCAAGCCUAGCUACAAGAAAACAAGGAAGAGUUUCUCUCAAUCGUUAGGAAAUGAACAGUUCGUACAUCUGGGGCCAGGUGUAUCGCUGCGACAGAGACUUUGAUUUUUCUGGUGGCACAGAUGAAAACUAUUUAAAUCGUUUUUGUACCGGUCCGUUUCGAUGCGGGUCUGUCCCGAGGAUUUGAGGACACUGUUGUUUUUGUUCCAGUUUUGUUCUUGUUCUUUUCGGGACCGGGAUCUGUGCACAAAGCAAGAACUGAGAAUUGAGGACAUACAAAAACUCCUAACUAAAUCCUAGUGCCAAGGUUCCAAAGGAGCAGAAUAUCUGGGGGAGGUCAAGAAAAUGCUCCUUCAACAUUCAAACACAAAAAGACAAGAUAUCUAAAAGUUGCACUAUUUUUUUGUUGUUGUUAAACAAGAGAAGAGGGAAAUUAUUCCAUGGUGUGAUGGUGGUCAUGUAUUAGGGUUUUGUGUUUUGUUUUAUCUUUUUAAGUUUUUCUAUCUAAAGAAACUGACUGAACUCUGGCUCCAAAGUUGGGAGCAAAAAAGUAUUAUAAGCUUGUGUCCCUCCCCGUUCAUGUUCUUUCUUUUUUUUGUAAUUCUUGGAAACACAAGAAAUACUCAUAGCCAGCCUACUUCUGUCUGCUUACACCCAGGCACCGUGAGACUUAGUAAGAGAAUCAUCCUGUUCAGCUUUCGCAUCCGUGUGGGGAUGAAAUUUGCCCAGUAACCAGCCAAUGGGCUCAUAAAAGCUUUCUUCCUCCCUUCGGUAGUUUGUUAGAAGAUACGAUGAUGGGACUGGAUUUGAAGUUGGAUAUCAAAUUGACAAGAAAACUAAGUACCAAAAUCACAAAAAAACUGUCCAUCCAGUAGCUUGGUCACAGCACAUUCUGUUCUCAGCCCUGUCCCAACCUCGGAACAACUCGAUACUUCCAGUUUCAGUUUCCUGUUACCUUUGUUCCCCCCCCCCCCCCCCCCCCCCCCCCCCCCAACCCCCAAUUUAGUGUUGAAGCUCAACCCCACUCACCAUGGAGAGAAAAAAAAAACACAAAGGAAGAAGGCUCAGUUUUCUGUCUUUAUGUCGCUAAAGCCACAAAAAAUACAAAACAAAAAAGAUUCCUGUCUGCAUCUGCCAACUAACGGAAUAGGGUCCUAAACCGUCUGGGGUCAAAGGGCUAAGGGAGGGUCCUGUUUUUGUAACAGGAACAACUUUUUGAAAAUCUAGCCUUUCUCUCAGCUGAUUGUUGCCUUCUCUGCUUGUGAGCGUUCUGUCUCUCUCACUUUCAUCUUUCCCCCUCAACACUAUAUCAUCCCCACGAUGCUUCCCCAGUAUUUCUAGACAACAUGGCAUCAUCAUCUCUCUCUCUCUCUGUCUGUCCUUCCAUUCGUGCACAGACAGAGUGCAUUUAAAUAAUGCAGAGUCUGCCAGGCCCGUGCGUGCGUGCGUGUGAGAGAACCAAAAAGCGUAUUAUAGCACAUUUUGGCCGGUCCUCAUUUCUUUGAAGGCCUGUUUGAUUGUUAAGAUGGGAUUUUAGGGCUGAGGUUAGAGUUGGGUUUUGGUUCACAUUAGAGCAAAAGUUAGACGUCUGCCUUUAGUUGUGAUGGUUUGGGUUAGGGUGAGGGGCUAGGGAAGGCUUUAUGUCAAUGGAGGUCCUCACUUUGAUGUAAGUGUGUGUUUCCUAAAUAUAGUGACUUAAAGUCACCUUUAAGUCCAGAGACUAGGUGACUUACUGUAGAUCUCCCCCAGUCUAUAUUAACAGCAUUAACAAGACCUUCUUUCUGUGGAGCAUCCCAAGAGCCAGAUGUAACAUCACUCCACCCCACCAGCUCUGUGUGAGAUGCACUGGCCCCGAUACAACAGUAGUUUUGAUGAUGCGUUAAAGUAUAAAAUGUGUGGUUUUAUCCAUCAGCACAAAGUCUUAAUGGGGUUCUCAAAAGAAAUAAUAGAGGCAACUUACAUUAAACUGCUGUAUCGCCUCACGUUGCCUCCGUCUGGCAGACUUUCAGUCUAUGAUACGCGCUGGUUUACAUGUCCAGCUGGGUCACCAGGCACAGUGUGUGCAGAAACACGUUUGGGCUGCAUAUGCACAUCCAUUUGUAAACCACACAGACUUGUGUGCUGUGCUGUGGUGACGCAUGUGGACAGAAAGCAUGACUGCGUUCACACCACGGUAAAAACCACGCUUACAUACAUUCAUAGUAUGGAAUUGGGACCCAGAUGCCAAUGAGCAUCAUCUGAGUGUUAGGUUUGAUUCCCAGUAGGAUGAGCUACCAUCCCCUCAGUGUGCACUUAACAGCUCACAUCUCCUUUUGCACCCUGCAGACGCCGUGAUGAGAGACAAACGGCACCAGAGUAUUUGAAUGUUUGCUCGACCGUCUGUGUGACCGCAUCAAUGCUGCUAUUGUCGCUGCUACUGCUACUGUUGUUGCUCCUGCUGCUUCCACUGCUCGUCCACCUCGUCCCCCGAACUCACCCCAAACAGGGACAGAAAUCGGCCCCUCUGCCGUCAAAAGCACAAGUCUUGAGACAUGAAGAGUUGUUUUUAUUUGGCUCCACACUGAUGUCUGGGUACAGAACCUGUCCCAACACUUUAGCCUUUGACUGUACGGACCUGCUCAAAGCCUCCAUCUCUCCCUGUCCUUUCCUUUCUCCUUUCCAUGAGUUUCUCUCGGCUUGUUCCACAUGCGCAGUCAUAGCUUGUAAAUGGAGGACAUAAAGAUGAAUUUUACUGUUUUCUACGAGGAGGUUUGCAUGUUACUAUUAUGUGAGUAAAUAAGGUGCCUAAUGUUCAUGUUUGAGCAGACCACACCUCUGUCAAGCUGCAGUUCAGAAUGCCUCCAGCUGCUGCUCGCCGGCACCGGUCUUGUCUGGCGGAGUGGACCCGGAACAGGAGAAUUCCUUAAGCAUAGGACUGGAGCUGAGCCUUGACCUUGUCGCGUCCGCUUCCAUUGUUGCCAGACGGGAGUGGGCUCACCCGGCGAAGCAGCCGGAGCCAUUCGGACCGGUACCCUGGCCGAGUGUGGAGCAGACAUAGGAACCCACUUGCACUCAAAAAAGCUCCCACCUUCGUUGUGCCUCACUUCCAACGGUGCUUUUUUUCAGUAGUCUGUCUUUCUUUGUUUGUUUGUAAGGUGCUGUAUAUAACUUGAAUAUAUUAUGCACAUAUCCUACCCAAUGGGUAGAAACCACAAAAAAUGUUGUGAAUAAUGUAAUAUAAUGUAUAGACAAUAUAAGAAUUUUAAGAAGGCAGCAUCAAAUUUGUAAAUGCCUACAUGCUUUGUCCUUUUUUUUUUUUAAAUGAAAAACAAUGGUUUGCAAAUGCGUAGAACAUGGUUGCAACACAAAUACAAACCUAUAAUAUUUUGCUAUUACUAAUAGUCUGUUAUGAUAAGGAUGAGAACCUCUGGAUUCAGGACAUGGUUGUUUUGUUCUGUCAGCCAGCAGCGCUGCCUGCGGCUUCAGUUCUUCUCUUUCCCAAAGUCUAACAGAUGUACAGUUGUGUUACAGAGAUCUUUAACCACACAUGCCUGGCGUUUCAACGGUGUAGUUUGGGAGACAUGACGGCUGCACACAGAGUAGACGAAUCCUUCUGUGCUCCUUGGUCUGUAACUGUCUGCCAAACGGUGAAAUUCAGCAACUUUCGAUCACAUGAUCUGUAAAGCGGAAAGUUGUUUUUUUUUCUGUGUUUUCCUUUCUCUGGUGGAGAUGUGUGAAAAAGCCGUUAAACUAUGAUUUCACCUUUCAAGGUUUGUUUUCUUUUCUACGUUACAGCGGUAUAUGUGGCACAGUAUAUUGACAUGAGCGUCAUGUUUAACCUGCAGUCAUGUAUUUACUGAAAAUAACUCCACUGUACAAUAAUCGCAGAGCAUGUCCAUUCUUCUCUAUAGACGAUAUACAUAGCAACACGCUAUCAUCUCCUCCGAGCACCAAAUAAGGGGCAGUUGUGUAGUUUUUCUCCAAACCCAAGGUACGGUGCAUUGGGCGGAAGCGUCACUCGGCCCUGUGUCACCGUUCGUCGUUGUUUCCUACACUGGCUUGAAGAACUAACAUGGGUUCAGACUGAUCUGUAUGGCGUCCACCUGCCUGAGUGUGCUCCCUUUUUCCACUUAUUAACUCUGUAUUCAACUGCUGACCGCAAGUAACCAUGAUAAUACCAAAUGAUAUAAUAACAAACAUAACAGUCUGGACAGUUUUUAGGACUUCUUCCAUCAUGGGUUUCAUCACAGCAAACCUAAGUUUGCUUUAUUUACAAAAAUGAAUUCUUCUUGUCCCGCCCACCCCCUCUGUGUUGGAAUAUAUAUAUUUACGUAAAUAUAUGUAUUUUUUCAUGCAUUCAAACGCAGUUGCUUGUCCACACUAUGUUGCGUCCGUUAUACUUUGAAUGGAUACAUUUUCGAGUUUUAUCAGUCAGUCUGCUCUUACGCUAAAAACAUUUAAUUGAUAGAGUUUGAAACAUGUAUUCACUUUAUCAUUAUGGAGAUUUUAACCAUCAAAAAUUCACCAUGGCAACGCAACAAAGUGUGCUAAAGUGAAGCGACUGUGUGUGUAUGUGUACAAACACAGAGGUAGAAUUGUUGUGUAUUUUUGCCUCACUUUAUUUAAGCAAUUGUGAUGUAAUAGGUUUUAGGCCUAAGGUCUGUUAUUGCAAUACUUUUACAGAAAAGAAGAAAAAGAGGAAAAAAAUGAUGCUCUAAGUGCUGUUGUAGUUAAAGAUUUUAUGCUUGUACUUAUGCUGUAGUCAAACUGCAGCGUAACGAAUAAAAGGUUAAGUGAUCAA
This is a messenger RNA of Betta splendens (Siamese fighting fish), 8762 nucleotides long. RefSeq names its product low-density lipoprotein receptor class A domain-containing protein 4-like. The record is from RefSeq and is a predicted model, not a curated record. The transcript is spliced from 6 exons. Gene Ontology annotation, molecular function: R-SMAD binding. Gene Ontology annotation, biological process: negative regulation of transforming growth factor beta receptor signaling pathway. Gene Ontology annotation, cellular component: Golgi membrane; early endosome membrane. Lineage: Eukaryota; Metazoa; Chordata; Actinopteri; Anabantiformes; Osphronemidae. Bases 2901 to 3860 code for a protein of 319 amino acids.